Osmia bicornis bicornis is the source of this 1554-nucleotide messenger RNA. Its product is annotated as cell division cycle 7-related protein kinase-like. Gene Ontology annotation, cellular component: nucleus. The record is from RefSeq and is a predicted model, not a curated record. Gene Ontology annotation, molecular function: ATP binding; protein serine/threonine kinase activity. Gene Ontology annotation, biological process: protein phosphorylation; mitotic DNA damage checkpoint signaling. NCBI's taxonomy places the organism in Eukaryota, Metazoa, Arthropoda, Insecta, Hymenoptera, Megachilidae. The transcript is spliced from 8 exons. The coding region runs from base 119 to 1294 and encodes 391 amino acids.
GUAUACAUAAGACUUAAUGCAAAUGAUGAAUGAUAAGAUUAAUAAUUUGUUAAAGUAAUUAAUUAGGAAAUAUUGAUAUGUUUAUAGAAUUAUGCACGUCGUUUAAUAUAUUGUAAUUAUGGAGGAAAAGACUCAGAUACAAGAGGAUAAUGACAACAAAGAUAAAAAUGCUGCCAUUAAAAGUACAAUUCCAUUAAUUAAAGAUUUAUUUCAUGUGCAUGGAAAAGUUGGUGAAGGGACUUUCAGUUCUGUGUUUUUAGCUACUUUAAAGUCUUCUGAUGGUUCUAAAAAAUUUGCAUUAAAACAUUUAGUUCCUACUCGACAUCCAGAAAAGAUUGAACGAGAAUUACAAUGUAUGCAACAGAUAGGAGGAAAAGAUUAUGUGGUUGGAUUAGAAUUAUGUUUACGAAAUUUUGAAACAGUAAUUUUUGUAAUGCCAUAUAUGCGACAUGAUAAAUUCUCGGAAUAUGUACAAGAUUUGACUGUUCAGGAAACUAAAGAUUAUAUGAUAGCGUUAUUGACUGCAUUAAGAAGGGUCCAUCAAUUUAAUAUAAUACAUAGAGAUGUGAAACCCAGUAAUUUUUUAUAUGAUCGGUGCAAUAAAAGAUACUUAUUAGUUGAUUUUGGAUUAGCACAAGAAUACAUACCAGAAGAAAAACCUAAAAAUCAUAAAUCAGCUAAUUCUGCAGUACAUUCGCUUAAGCGGAAACGAUCAGACGAAAACGAUUUUAAUUUUUCUCUAAGUAGUAGAAAAAAGGUUACUGGAGAGAAAUGUUAUUGUUUUGGAAAACCAAAAGUUUGUUCAUUGUGUACAUCAAGACCAGACCAGACGGCUCCAAGAGCGGGUACUCCAGGAUUUCGUGCUCCUGAAGUUUUAUUGAAGCAUCUUUCACAAACACCAGCGAUUGAUAUUUGGGCAAGUGGAGUAAUGAUGCUGUGCAUUCUUAGUGGUACUCAACCAUUUUUUCAUUCUCCAGACGAUUGCACAGCUUUAGCAGAAAUAACAACUGUAUUUGGAUCUCAGAAGAUGCAACAGUGUGCACACAAAUUAGGAAAAAAAAUUAUCUUUAGUGAAGAUAUACCAGGAAUUGAUAUUGUGUCCUUAUGUCAGAAAUUACAAAAAAGAAAUAAAAAUUUAUUAAAUAAUAGAAACCAUAAUUUUUACGAAAAGGUAUCAUCAGGCGAUCAAUUUCCAAAAGAAGCUUAUCACCUUUUAUUAAGACUGUUGGAUUUAGAUUACAAAACACGUUUUACUGCAGAUGAAGCUUUAAAUCAUCCAUUUUUAAAAUUGUAAUGAAAAUAACCCUAAUCCCUGUUUUUAACAGAUUAAUGGGGAAAAGGUAUAUUAAAACAACAUUGUACAAAUUUACUGAAACAAAUUGCACAUUAUGAAAUUUGUAUAUACAUAUUCCUGUAUACGGUCAUAUAUAAUACAUAAUUAUUUAUACAAAAUAAAUAGUUUAGGCCUUCAAACAUUAAAUAAAUAAUUUUAUCAUGUUAUGUAACAAUGUUGUAUAAUAUAAAGUUGUUAAUAAAUGCAAUAUUUUUAUAAUA